Messenger RNA from Spea bombifrons (plains spadefoot toad), 1185 nucleotides. Its product is annotated as octapeptide-repeat protein T2-like. NCBI's taxonomy places the organism in Eukaryota, Metazoa, Chordata, Amphibia, Anura, Pelobatidae. The transcript has 3 exons. The record is from RefSeq and is a predicted model, not a curated record. The coding region runs from base 313 to 1185 and encodes 290 amino acids.
CUGUCAGCUCCCUGAUAAGAGAAGUUUCGUUUUCAAUGCAGUUUGUGAAGUUUUCGGUUCCUGCAAGUGCGGGUUAUCCUGAAACCCUCUGAGGGGGCAGUCAAGGAAGGGCAGGGAAAACCGCGUCACGGGGGUGGCAGAGCGCGCAUAAAACUGCCUUAUUUCCAUUAAGGCUUAAUCUGUGUCCGGAAUUCCGUGAUAUCCUCCAAGUAGAAGAAAGCUUUUUAUUGAGAAAGAUUGUCGAUAGAAUCCUGCAAUACGAAUGUUACAAAACCAAAUCCCUGAGGCAGAACACUAACGUAUAUUGAAAGCAUGGAGGGUAUGGUGGCAGGAACGCAACCUGGUGUAGAAAAAAUGCAACAGGAAAGACCAGCUGACGCAGUAGAGGUGCUGGAGAAUGCAGAGACUGGAGAACAGCAGUGUCACAAAACUAACCACGAUGACGCAGGGAACCCGCAACAGCCUGACGCGGAUAAGGAGCAGCAGGAGCCACAGCACGGUGCUGACACAGAAAAGAAGCAGCAGGAGCCACAACAUGGUGCCAACAUAGAAAAACAGGAGCAGCAGCACGGUGCCGAUGCAGAAAAGAAGCAGCAAGAGCAGCAGCACGGUGCCCACGCAGAAAAGGCGGCACAGCAGCACGGUGCCCACUCAGUAAAGGAGGCACAGCAGCACGGUGCCCACGCAGAAAUGGAUGACCCGCAGCCCGGUGCUGACGCGGAAAAGAAGCAGCAGGAUCAGCACCACAGUGCCCACGCAGAAAAGGAGGCGCAGCACCACGAUACCCACGCAGAAAUGGGUGACCAGCAGCGCGGUGCCGACGCAGAAAAGGAGAAGGGGCGGCAGCGCGGUGCCGACGCAGAAAAGGAGAAGGGGCGGCAGCGCGGUGCCGACGCAGAAAAGGAGAAGGGGCGGCAGCGCGGUGCCGACGCAGAAAAGGAGAAGGGGCGGCAGCGCGGUGCCGACGCAGAAAAGGAGAAGGGGCGGCAGCCCGGUGCCGACGCGGAAAAGGAGGCGCUGCAGCAGCAGCCCGCUGCCGACACAGAAAAGGAGAAGGAGCAGCAGCCCGGUGCCGACGUGGAAAAGGAGGCGCUGCAGCAGCAGCCCGCUGCCGACGUGAUAAAGGAGGCGCAGCAGCACGGUGCCCACGCAGAAAAGGAGGCACAGCAGCACGCCCGGUGCUGA